AAAAAGUCGACUUUUAAGUCAAAGACAGACAGGCCCCAGGCCGGACCACCCGGCCCACCUACGGUCAUUAUUACGAAAUAGAAGAAUGAUAAAACGUAACACAUAACCUGUAACUUUUCUGUUUUGUGUAGUUUUUGUGGGUUUUGUUGGUUUUCUAGUGGUUUUCUCUUGGUUUUCUACUAUACUUUUUUUUUGGAAGGAUUAUGAAAAGUAUAUUUAUAUUUUAUAAUAUCGGGAUAAUUUAGUAUUUAUCGGUAAAUUAACACUAAAGUAAUACAAUAAACGAGACCGGAACAAGGUACAAUAGUAGGUUAUAAUUGACCUGGUUUGAUAUUUUUUUAUCAUUUUCGAAGAUAUAUGGUAUACAUAUAGAUAGAUCCAGUGAACUAACUUCCUUUUGGUGGAUUAUAUAUAAAUUAAAAGAUGGAAGGCAAAGCCCAAAAGAUGCCCAAAGUGGCGAAAGUUAAGAAUAAGGCUCCCGCGGAAAUCCAAAUUACAGCAGAACAACUUUUAAGGGAGGCCAAAGAGAGGGAUUUAGAAAUAUUACCACCACCUCCGAAACAAAAAAUAUCAGAUCCAGCUGAAUUAGCCGAUUAUCAGUUGAGAAGACGUAAACAAUUUGAGGAUAAUAUUCGCAAAAAUCGGACUGUUAUUUCCAAUUGGAUAAAGUAUGCUCAGUGGGAGGAAUCUCAAAAAGAAAUACAAAGGGCACGUUCAGUGUGGGAAAGGGCUCUAGAUGUAGACCACAGGAAUAUCACAAUAUGGCUAAAAUAUACAGAAAUGGAAAUGCGAAAUCGCCAAGUCAAUCACGCAAGAAAUUUAUGGGACAGGGCUGUAACAAUUCUUCCGAGAGUUAAUCAGUUUUGGUAUAAAUAUACAUACAUGGAGGAAAUGUUAGAGAAUGUGCCUGGAGCUAGGGCUGUUUUCGAAAGAUGGAUGGAAUGGCAACCUGAUGAACAAGCUUGGCAGACAUACAUUAAUUUUGAACUGAGAUAUAAAGAAAUUGAUAGGGCAAGAUCAAUUUACGAAAGAUUUGUGGUAACUCAUCCUGCUGUAAAAAAUUGGAUCAAAUAUGCACGUUUUGAGGAAAACCAUGGCUUUAUUCAUACAUCCAGACAGAUUUUUGAGAGGGCCGUUCAGUUUUUUGGUGAUGAUCAUAUGGAUGAGAGAUUGUAUAUUGCUUUUGCAAAAUUUGAAGAAGGACAAAAGGAGCACGAUAGGGCAAGAGUUAUUUAUAAAUAUGCAUUAGAUAAUAUUCCAAAGGAUCAAACUAAAGAGCUCUAUAAAGCUUAUACAAUUCAUGAAAAGAAAUAUGGUGAUAGAAGUGGAAUUGAAGAAGUUAUUGUUUCUAAAAGAAAAUUUCAAUAUGAACAAGAAAUUACUGAGACUCCCACAAAUUAUGAUGCUUGGUUUGAUUACAUAAGACUGGUUGAAGGGGAAGGAGAUGUAGAAAUAAUUAGAGAAACAUAUGAAAAAGCGAUAGCAAAUAUGCCACCUACAAGAAACAAAGACUACUGGCGAAGAUACAUAUACUUAUGGAUAAAUUAUGCAUUUUUCGAAGAAUUAGAAGCACAAGAUUAUGAAAGAACUCGACAAGUGUAUAAGGCCUGUUUGGAGCUACUCCCCCAUAAAAUAUUUACUUUUUCUAAAAUCUGGUUGUUAUUCGCAAAGUUUGAAAUAAGACAGAAAAAUUUAACAGCAGCUCGAAAAAUAUUGGGCACUUCCAUUGGAUUGUGUCCUAGAGAUAAACUGUUUCGGGGAUAUAUUGAUUUAGAAAUACAACUUCGAGAAUUUGAUCGCAGUAGAAAACUUUAUGAAAAAUUUUUAGAAUUUGGACCAGAGAACUGCGUGACUUGGAUGAAAUUCGCCGAACUUGAAACUCUUUUGGGUGAUAUUGACAGAGCCAGAGCGAUUUACGAACUGGCAGUAAAUCAACCUAGGUUAGAUAUGCCAGAACUUUUAUGGAAAGCAUUUAUCGAUUUUGAAAUAUCCCAAGAUGAAUCAGAUAAUGCCAGACAAUUGUAUGAAAGACUUCUAGAGAGGACCACUCAUGUCAAGGUGUGGCUAUCAUAUGCUAAAUUUGAAUUAAAUCAACAAACGGAUGAUGGUUUAAAUAUUAGGCUUGCUCGAAGAAUUUUUGAAAGAGGCAAUGACAAUCUGAAAAAUUCAGUAGAGAAAGAAAGCAGAGCUCUUUUAUUGGAAAACUGGAAAGAAUUUGAGCUCAACCAUGGCGAUGAGUCUUCCCAAGCAACAAUAAAUAGUAAAUUGCCUAAGAGAAUUAAGCGUAGACAAAAAGUUGUCGAUGAGGAUGGUAAUGAACAAGGUUGGGAAGAGAUAUUUGAUUAUAUAUUUCCUGAAGAUGAAUCAAGCAAACCGAAUCUUAAACUUCUCGCUGCUGCAAAAAGUUGGAAAAAAUCUGCUGCAGUUCAAGACGAAGCAGUUUAGUUUUUAUUUUAUCCAAAUAAUUUAUGUACUGAAUAAUUUAAUAAUGUUCCAGUGGGACCUGUGUUAUUGUAUAGUUUUUAAUUACUAUUAAAUAUUUUUUUUACAA
Messenger RNA from Sitophilus oryzae (rice weevil), 2551 nucleotides. RefSeq names its product protein crooked neck (gene crn). Gene Ontology annotation, cellular component: Prp19 complex; U2-type catalytic step 2 spliceosome; precatalytic spliceosome. The transcript has 2 exons. Gene Ontology annotation, molecular function: protein binding. NCBI's taxonomy places the organism in Eukaryota, Metazoa, Arthropoda, Insecta, Coleoptera, Curculionidae. Bases 424 to 2445 code for a protein of 673 amino acids. Gene Ontology annotation, biological process: mRNA splicing, via spliceosome; spliceosomal complex assembly. The record is from RefSeq and is a predicted model, not a curated record.